AUAUUAUUAACAUUAUUAUUAUUAUAACUGACAUGUAAUUGCGAAUUUCCUUGCAGAGAUACUUCAGCUCUUGGUUCCUGAAUUCUGCGACAUUUGUGGAGUACGAAUAACUUUGCUUUUCAACUGCUAUAGAACACUUCCUACUUACAUAGCACCACAUCUCGAGGUUUUAAUUGAAGUCCAAAAAAUGACCAGAGCACUGCUCCGAUCAGCUGUUCGCAAAGAGAGAGCUCACUACAUGCAGGCCUAUCCCCGUAAUAUUGUUUGAUGCAUUUCGUCCUUGUCGUUUCUCGCAAGAUGAUGAUGAAGUGAUAGAGAACAUUGACAAGUGUGGUCAGAGAAGGUGUGAGGAAGAUGUUACCAGAGGCUGCUCAUAAUGAGAGGACCGAAGUCUCCUUUAGUUGAGCGAGUCGUGUUGUGACAGUCGUUUUGAGACAAUUUUGUCCCGACAACAAAAGCCCAUGUCACGCAAAUCGGAGACAUUUCUCUCAGGACUCCUCACGACUACAAAGAUUACAAUGUACUUUCAUGCCUCUGUUGACUGUGGUUGAUUCCAGUAUGGUAUGCUAAAGCUAAGCUCUUAUAUCAAUGAGCUGUUGAGUGAUACAACUUUGUUCUCUGUCAUAGAGAUGAUCAUGUGCAAGUUGUGUGACCUAGUUGUAUGACCUCUUGAAGGAGUCCAGGAUUUUUUUCUUCUGAGCGUAACCCAUUCACUGCUGACAUGACGUUUCCAUCUACAUUUGUAGAUCUACAGAAAUGGAAGAAUUUUCUGUCAAGAGAGCUUGAAUAAAGUCAAAAUAUCUUAACCCUUAUUUAGGAACAAGCGACUGCAAAAGUUGUGAUUACAUCUCCUACAUGAUUGUCUCCUGUGUAGUGCUCGUACAGUAAAAACAAACGGCUGUGAACUAGUGUAGGGGAACACAAAGAAAUUUAUAUUUUUACACAGCGGUGAAGAGAAAAACAAAUGGUGAAGGUUUCUGGAGAGAAGAAUGAGUGUGAAGGCUGUGGUAUCACAAAAUGACUUUGUUUCUUCAACUUUUCAACUGGAAUAUCUUUGCCGCGGCCCCAGAAAAAGUUUUGGAGAUGAGACCCGAAUGUUUUUAUGUGAAAGUGUACAUUCUAAAGAAUUUGUUUUGAAUGACUGUGAUCUUCUUUUGGAAGAUGAUGGCCCCCGUGUGGAGAAUGAUGGGAUAGGGAAAUGGCAUCAUGAUCAGUCCAGUGUCACGUACAGUGGUAGCAAAAACUUUGUCAUCAGUGCACAGAUGAUGUCAGCAGGGAAACGUUUGUACAGCUCGACUGUUUUCACUUCUGUGGAGGUUCAGAGCUGCCCGUUUGUUGAGAAAGUGUUGGAUGGGACUAGCAGCGGUACCUACAGAGAGGAGCUGGGAGGUGGGGCUGAGGUACCCUGUGCAGGAAACGCUCCACUUGAAGGAUGUGGGAACAUAACAAGGGUGUUGGAGAGAGAUGAUGCUGGGUAUGUCAGUGUGAAUGUGAUAGAGAGACCUCGUGAGGAGACUUGUGUCAAUGUCUUGAGAAGGAGUUGUGACUCGGGACAUGAUCGUGAAUUGUGCGUAGACGAAAACCCAUCACCUGUGGCAACGAGUGUCGUUGACAACUCUGAGAAGAGUCAGACGACUUCAGUCAGUGAUCCAAAUGAGAGAGUUUGCGUUUACAGAACUGGUUCGAAUGGUCAAGCAUGUUGCGGCCUGUCAGACCAUAGCUGUGACAUCGUUGACUUCAGUGCCAACAACACCCAUUCUGACAAACAAAGUGAGCUGUCUGCUUCCCAAUGUGAAAAAGACGACAUAGAAACUAGUGUUCCCUUGAGCUGUACCCCUGAGAAAUGUGGAGACAGAACGUCCCAGAUGGUUCCUCGGGAUGAAAAGGUUACGAACUCAGCCUCAUUGAGUUCUGGCCCAGAAGGUAGUCUAUUGCUCAGAGCUUUGAGGGGAGAGAGGAUUGAGUCAAAAUCAAGGGAGAAAGUUUUGGUAAAAAAUGCUCUAGCAGAGAAGAUUCUAGAGAAAAUCCUUAGGCCUACAGAGAAGAACAAUCCAGAGAAGAAGAUUCUAGAGAAUUCAUUGAAAAGAGAGUCCCAGCCGCCAGCCGUCAGUUGUAAUGAUGUUGACAAUAAUACGUGCCCUAGGAUCAGGACUCGUAGGGUACGGAGAAAAUGCAAGAAGAACAAUUCUGAGGGUAAAGACGGUCAUACUGGGAGCUUGAGGUGCAGGGUGAGGGGUAAGGGCGGUGAGGAUCUACUGAUCACUCGAUUGGUGCGAGGGCCGGGCUCGACACUGGUCAACCAGCUCUGUUUGGUCACGGGUCUCGGGGAGCUAGACGACGGUGGUGAGGAUAAUGACAACGACGACGAAAUGUGUGCUAUGGGGCAACCGCUGAUGACUUCCCUCAACGCAAGGGAGGAGGAGGAAGAGGUGCAACACCCCGGUCUUGACAAGAUAGAUUCCAGCAAUUUAUUUGUUCCCUCUGAGUUUGGCCUCGGACGAACGGACUUAACGUUGGAGUCCAUUGGUUCUUCGCAAGAUGCAAAGCAGUUCGAGGAUCUGCAGGCGUUAUUGCAGUCGGUGUCUUCGAGUCUCUCAGGUGACCUUCCACAUCUGGGUGGUCCAUUGACAGCAGCUGAGAAUGUGACCGCUCUCGACUUUUCAGAAAAGGCCGCCAGUCCUUCGCCACCAAUAACUCAAUACUCAUUGCAGAAAAGACUAAAGUUAAAGUCGUCCAGCGCCGUUUCUAACGACGUCUUCGCCGGGUCAGAGAGGAGCUACGAGCCACCCACCUCUAUAAAUCCCUCACGGUUGCCAUGGGAACUCGGGGCGUGCUCUGUAGUCUGCCCCGUCUGCCUCCUUUCCACGUCCAUCCUCGAGUCUCUCGAAGAUCACAUGACUGAACACGUCGAUCAACUUCUCUACCCUGUCCUCGGCUCUAAGGGGAUCAACAACGCUGAUGGGCUGCGCUCUGAGAACAAAAGUUCAACGCUGGGUGAUGCGUCACAGCCGAACGACACACCAGCGAGUCUGACACUGAUUCCUCUCCCACCGCGGGAGAUCACCUUCAAGAGCGACAGGACCAAGGCGAAGUGGAGGAAAAUGCACGCCGAGUUGCAGUCCAAGAAGAAAAAAAUUCGCGACUGGAAGUGCCAGCACUGCUCCAUGGCCUUCACCCAGCCCAGCGACCUUCAGCGUCACCAACUGAUCCACACGGGGGCCCGGCCGCACAAGUGUCAAGUGUGUGGCGCCGGGUUCACGCAGGCCGGCACGCUCAAGAAACAUUUCAAGACACAUUCGGGGGAGAAGCCACACAAGUGUCAUUUGUGUCGUGCCAAGUUUGCGCGACUCAGCAAUCUGAAAACACACCAGUGUAAAACACACCGAGCCGAAAUGUUGGCCUUAAAAGGGGGCAAUAACUCCAACUCCUCCUCCUCCACCUUGACCUCAUCCUCCCCGAAGUCUGCCGUGGAAAAGCUGCCGGGCAGUAGCGGUAGCUCGUUACCCUGUGACAGUUUGGCGCUUUCAAAAACAGCAAUGUCAAGGUCAUCUUCGUCGUUGUCAUCGUCGUCGCGGCUGUUUUCCUGUGAGAUCUGCGGCAAGAGCUUCGGCAAAAACAGCUACCUGUGGAAGCACAAGCUGCGUCACCUCGGGGAGAAACGCUACAAGUGUCAGGUGUGCAGCACGGGCUUCGCAGACAACAGCAAACUGGCGCGCCACCUGCGCACGCACACGGGGGACCGGCCCUGGAAGUGUGAGCUGUGCGGGGUCGUCUUUGCCAAGAACGAGCACCUGGCGAUGCACACGCGGCACAACCAUGGGACCGGCGGCAGUGGUCAGUUGGGAGAGUAGGGGGUCGUGCUGAGAUUUCUGUGUCCAGGUGCUGUGAGGGAGGAGGGUGAUGUUUGUCUUUAGGUUAAGGGAAUGGCGGUUUUUCUUGUAUGGGGAGAGUUGAGAAAGGUUCGGGCUAAGAUUUAUGUCCAGGUGCUAACGAGGAUGGUGAUAGAAGUUGUCUUUAGUAGGGGAAGGGGGGUAUUUGUUGUAUGGGGAGAGUAGGGCUCGGGCUACGAUUUGUGUCCAGGUGCUAACGAGGAUGGUGAUAGUUGUCUUUAGUAGGGGAAGGGGGGUAUUUGUUGUAUGGGGAGAGUAGGGGUCGUGCUGAGAUUUGUGUGUCCAGGUGCUACUAAGGAAAAUGGUGAUGGUUGUCUUUAGGUAAGGGGAAUGGCGGUAUUUGUUGUGUGGGGAGAGGCGGGGUCAGACUGAGUGAGAUUUAUGUCCAGGUGCUAGGGAGGAUGGUGAUGAUUGUCUUUAGUAGGGGAAAGGCGGUACAUGUAUUUGUUGUAUGGGGAGAGUAGGGCUUGGGCUAAGAUUUGUGUGUCCGGUGCUAGGGAAGAUUGUGAUGGUUGUCUUAAGGCAAUGGGAAUGGCGGUAUUUGUUGUACAUAUAGUAUAAGGAGAGUAAGGCUCAGGCUGAGAUUUGUGUGUCUAGGUGCUAGGGAGGAUAGUGAUAGUUGUCUUUAGGUUAAGGGAAUGGCGGUUUUUCUUGUAUGGGGAGAAUUGAGAAAGGCUCAGGUUAAGAUAUAAUAUGUCCGGGUGCUAAGGAAGAUGGUGAUGGUUGUCUUUAGGUUAGGGAAACGGCAGUGUUUUUUGUAUUGGGAGAACAAGGCUCGGGCUAAGAUUUAUGUUCAGGUGCUAGGGAGGAUGGUGAUAGUUGUAUUUAGUUGUUGUAUGGGGAGGGUAAGGCUCGGGCUAAGAUUUAUGUGUCCAGGUGCUUGUGAGGGUGGUGAUAGUUGUCUUUAGGUUAGGGGAAUGACGGUAUUUAUUUUAUGGGGAGAGUCGGGGAAGGCUCGGGCUAAGAUUUAUGUCCAGGUGCUGUUGGGUAUGAUGGUGAUGGUUGUCUUUAGGGAGAUGGUUGCCGUUGAAUUUAGGGGGAUGGUGUUGUUUGCUCCAUGGGAACAGUAAAGAUUGACUUAAGGCUGAUGAUAAUGGUUGACUUUAAGUGGACAGUAGUGAUGGUUGAUUUUUUGGGGACAGUGAUCGUUGACUUCAG
Aplysia californica (California sea hare) is the source of this 5048-nucleotide messenger RNA. RefSeq lists its product as uncharacterized. Gene Ontology annotation, molecular function: DNA-binding transcription factor activity; RNA polymerase II cis-regulatory region sequence-specific DNA binding. Gene Ontology annotation, biological process: regulation of transcription by RNA polymerase II. NCBI's taxonomy places the organism in Eukaryota, Metazoa, Mollusca, Gastropoda, Aplysiida, Aplysiidae. Bases 990 to 3851 code for a protein of 953 amino acids. The record is from RefSeq and is a predicted model, not a curated record. The transcript has 2 exons.